UUCCCUUUCACAGAUUCAAAACUAGGAAGGAGAGAGAGAGAGAGAGAGAGAGAGAGAGAGAGAGAGGAAGAUGGGGAAAGAUCUGAGCGACGAGCAGAUGUCAUCAGUGAAAGAGGCCUUCACGCUUUUUGAUACUGACGGCGACGGCAAGAUUGCUCCGACGGAGCUCGGGAUCCUAAUGCGUUCACUCGGUAGCAAUCCGACCCAGACUCAACUCAAAUCCAUAAUCGACGAGGAAAAACUUAAUUCACCAUUCGAUUUUCCGCGAUUCCUUGACCUAAUGUCCAAGCACUUGAAGCUGGAGCCUUUCGACCGCCAGCUCCGUGAAGCGUUCAAGGUGCUGGACAAGGAUGGGACCGGCUACGUUGUCGUUUCGGAUCUCAGACAUAUUUUAACUAGUAUUGGGGAGAAAUUGGAGCCCGCGGAGUUCGAUGAGUGGAUCCGCGAGGUGGAUGUUGGUUCUGAUGGCAAGAUCCGGUACGAGGACUUCGUUGCUCGCAUGGUCGCCAAGUGAAAUGAUCACUUGGAAAUCCUGGCUGUGCAAGCAUUCUCAUGAAGCAAGAACCCCGAUUUUCUUCUUUUAGAGUAGGCUUUAAUUUGGCAUUGCGAAGUGUAUUUUCAGCUGUCUUGUAGUUUUUGCAUGUCUCGGCAGUUUGAACGGGCAUUGUGUUUCGUUUGGGCAAAUUUAAAUCCAUCAACAUUUAGGAUUUAGAAGUUGACCUGUGUAUAGUUGAACUGUACACAAACCUGAAGAUCAAUGCUUUCUGUUUCUUGAUCUAGUUUUUUCAUAGUUUGGGCAUAGCAUUGCCCCUGGUAUUUA
Molecule: messenger RNA, 820 nt
Organism: Olea europaea var. sylvestris
Lineage: Eukaryota; Viridiplantae; Streptophyta; Magnoliopsida; Lamiales; Oleaceae
Product: probable calcium-binding protein CML13
Exons: 2
Coding region: 71-514 (147 amino acids)
Cellular component (GO): myosin II complex
Molecular function (GO): calcium ion binding
Source: RefSeq, a predicted model, not a curated record